Salvia hispanica is the source of this 664-nucleotide messenger RNA. RefSeq lists its product as uncharacterized. The record is from RefSeq and is a predicted model, not a curated record. Lineage: Eukaryota; Viridiplantae; Streptophyta; Magnoliopsida; Lamiales; Lamiaceae.
AUUCCAAUUAAAACCAUGGCGCCUACUGGUUCCUCAAAGCUUAAGAAUAAGGGCAAAGGGAAGGAGAUAGAAGAGCCUCGCGCAUUUUUCCGCCUAUACUACCCAGAUCUGUAUGCCGACAAACUGCGUCUCCCCCCAUCCUUUGUGGCAUGUCUGGAGAAUGGUCUCCACCCCCACUGCCAACUCGUCCUUCGCGAGCGACGUCGUUGGGACGUACAAGUCGAAUACGUGGACUGCCUUUGUGCGCGACAACAACCUUCACAACGGCGAUAUGCUUAUAUUUACUCAUGUAUCAGCCCGUGUUUUCAAUGUGACUCGCUUCCUCUCGAACGGGUGUCUGCCUUACUAUCCCCGAGGAUACACCGAUGACUCUUCCUCCGACUCCGAAGACACUGAGGAGAUACCGGAGAUGAAAGCUGAUGCGUUCGACAAGUAGAUCCCAUGGAAGUGCAUUUUCACGUUGAAUUCGGAGAUGAACUUAGUGUGCCUUUCUUUUUGUAGAACAAUGCGCUGUGGGGCACUAUUAUAAUUAUAUGUACUCGUUUUGUAUUGUAUUAUGUUUUCAAUUAUGGAUGUUGGAAAGUUAACUUUGUGUUGCUUGCACCUAAGAGGUGGUAUUAAAAAAAAUAGUAGUAAAAAAUGUUUGGGGUCGUGGUUUUAUAAA